GGAUAGAACGCCGUGUAUCCGUUCGAUUCUCUCGCCGUCCAAUGGGAGCAGGGAGUUUGGCGCCUCGCAGCCAAUGAGCGGAGAGAUCCUCCGGGCCUGGAUUUCCUCGUCCUCGGCUCCGCCGCCGCUCGCUGCGCAGGGGCUGCGCGCUGGCGCUGCGCGGGGCGCGGAGGUGGCGGCGAUCGGCGAUCGCGCAGGACGACCAGCCAUGACCACAUCCAGUUCUCUGCUGUGGGCGGUUGAUAUCUUUGGCAGAGUCUACACGCUUUCUGCCACUGGCCAGUACUGGGAGCUGUGCAAGGAUGGGGAGCUGGAAUUCAAGCGGGUUUCUGCUGUCAAAGCGUGUUCCUGGGGCCUGGCAUGCGACCAUCAAGUUUAUGUUUACAUCCACUCCAAUGACGUCCCUAUUCGUUACCAGGAGGAAACCUAUGAGAAUCAGCGCUGGAAUCCCGUGAUCGGCUUCUGCGAGAAGCUCUUACCCAGUGACCGCUGGCAGUGGAGUGACGUGAGUGGGCUGAAGCACCAGAGCCUCGAAAGCUUUGCAUUGCCGUCGCCCCACUGGGAGUGGGAGUCUGACUGGUAUGUGGAUGAAAAUUUUGGAGGGGACCCUACAGAGAAAGGGGGCUGGACGUAUGCCAUCGACUUCCCAGCCACCUACACCAAAGACAAGAAGUGGAAUUCCUGUGUGAGGCGUAGAAGGUGGAUUCGAUACAGGAGAUACAGAUCAAGGGAUAUGUGGGCAAAGAUUCCAUCCCAGGAGGACUCUAAGAAGCUUCCAGACCCUUUCAACGAUCUCUCCGUAGGGGGAUGGGAGAUUUCUGAUGAGCCGGUGGGACGCCUGUCCGUCUGGGCCGUUACUUUGCAAGGGCAGGUCUGGUACAGGGAAGGUGUCUGUCACCACAACCCAGAAGGUUCUUUCUGGUCCCUCGUCCCCACCCCUGGUGAGGCCGUGCAGAUCAGCUGUGGACCCUAUGACCUCCUCUGGGCAACGCUUUGGGAAGGACAGGCGAUCAUCCGGGAAGGGAUCGACCGGAACAACCCUCAGGGAAUCGCUUGGACAAUCGUGGAGCCUCCCGUGCCAGAGAAUGGAAUCUUGCAUGUGUCUGUUGGUGUAAAUGUGGUUUGGGCAGUUACCAAGGACAGAAAAGUCUGGUUCCGAAGAGGUGUGAAUUCACACAAUCCUUGUGGCACCAGCUGGAUUGAAAUGGUUGGCGAGAUGACGAUGGUGAGCGUAGGACUGAAUGACCAGGUCUGGGGAAUCAGCAGCGAGGACCGAGUGGUGUAUUUCCGCCAAGGCGUCACGCCGAGCGAGCUGAGCGGGAAGAUGUGGAAAGCGAUCGUGUGCAGCACAGACAGUGACCGUUCACAGACCGGCAGCUCGGCGAGUCUCCUCAGCGCUGGCCACUUUUUCACAGAUGACAUCAGAGAGCAAGCCAGCUCCAUAUUCCCGCUGGACGGGGAGCUUCCCCCUGAGGGGGAGGCAUCCCUGGCUCUGGGGGAUGGCCACGUUCCCAGACGCGGCAUCCAUGAAGAUGGCAACAACCACGCCCACCCUGUCGCCGAUCCGACUAUCUCCCCUCUGGACGAAGCCAGCCCUGCUCGGGCGGAAGGGCUCAGGGAUGCUCCAGAGAAGCCCGUCCCCAAUCAAGACGCCCGUCCCGCUGAACUGCAGUGGGCUGACAUCGACCUGAAGGAGGCGAGCCGGUCAGCUGCAGCAGCCGCGAGCUCCCUGGCCGAGACCUCGAGCCUGUCUUCCUUGGGCACGUUGUCCGUGGGCAUGGAGGAGCACUUCGUGGCAGACGGGCCUCCGCUCUGGGUCUGGGUCUCCGGCGGAGGCUGCCUGGUGGAGUCGCACAGCAGCCUGAAGUGGUUCACGGCACCCGCAGCCUUAUCCUCCUCUGGCCAGUCCCUCUCCUUGUCCAUCACCCCAGCCCAGACCGCCGUGUGGCGGAAACAGAUCUUUCAGCAGCUCUCCGAAAGGACCCGGCGGGAGCUGGAGAACUUCCGGCACUACGAACAGGCUGUCGAGCAGUCUGUCUGGGUGAAAAAUGGCACCUUGCAGUGGUGGAGAAACUGGAAGCCGUACCGCUGGGUGGAUGUGCGGGUGGCCCUCGAGCAGUUCACGGGGAAUGACGGUGUGCGGGACAGCAUCCUCUUCAUCUAUUACACGCACGGUGAAGAGAAGAAGUACGUCCACGUGUUCCUCAACGAGGUCACCAUCCUGGUUGAAAUCCUGAAUGAAGCCAGGCACUCGUUUGCCCUGUACACGGCAGAGAGAACGAAGCAGCGCUGGCCCAUCCAACUGGCCGCGGCCACGGAGCAAGAAAUGCACGACUGGCUGUCUCUGCUCAGCAUGUCCUGCUGCGAAAGCCGGCAGAUCCAGGGGCCCCCCUCCCCUCAGGCCAUCUGGUCCCUGACCUGCAAGGGAGACAUCUUCGUGAGCGAGCCGAGCCCUGGCCUGGAGGCGGCGGUGUCCCCGGUGCCCUGCGACCAAAUGUUCUGGCGCCAGGUGGGGGGGCACCUCCGACUCAUCGAAUGCAACAGCCGUGGCAUCGUUUGGGGUGUGGGCUAUGACCACGCCGCCUGGGUCUACACAGGUGGAUAUGGAGGAAGCUUCUUCUCAGGUUUGGCAAGCAGCAGUGAUAACAUCUUUGCGCAGUCUGAUGUGAAGUGUGUCUACAUUUAUGAGAACCAGCGAUGGAACCCGGUCACCGGAUACAGCAGCAGGGGCCUGCCUACGGAUCGGUACAUGUGGAGUGAUGCUUCCGGCUUGCAGGAGCGCACCAAAGCCAACACCAAACCCCCAUCGCCGCAGUGGUCCUGGGCAUCUGACUGGUACAUCGAUUUCAGUGUUUCGGGAGGCACAGAUCGGGAAGGCUGGCAGUAUGCGGCGGAUUUUCCAGCGUCUUAUCACGGCCACAAAACAAUGAAGGACUUUGUGCGGCGGAGGCGCUGGGCCAGGAAAUGUAAAAUCGUCACUACGGGACCCUGGCUGGAAGUCCCUCCAAUUCCCUUGUGGGACGUGUCCAUCAUCCCCUGCUUGCCCGCCACCGAGGAAGAGUUUGUUGCGCUCUGGGCCAUCAGUGACAAGGGCGAUGUUCUCUGUAGACUGUGCGUCACUCCCCAGAACCCGGCCGGAACAUCUUGGCUACACGUGGGGACAAACCAGCCUUUUGUUUCGGUCUCCAUCGGCGCUUUUCACCAGGUCUGGGCCAUUGCCCGAGAUGGCUCCGUGUUCUACCGUGGUUCGGUAUCCCCAAAUCAACCAGAAGGCGACUGCUGGUACCACAUCCCUUCUCCACCGAAGCAGAAGAUCAAACAGGUCUCUGUAGGACGGACUUCCGUGUUUGUGGUGGACAAAAAUGGAAACCUGUGGUAUCGUCAGGGCAUCACACCAAGCUACCCUCAAGGAACCAGCUGGGAACACGUUUCAAACAACGUCCGCAAAGUUUCCGUCGGCCCCUUGGACCAGGAAACUAUCCCAUGGAUCCCGCCCCGCUGCCUGGGAGAUACUGCGAGUGGCAAAAGGUUUUUCCAGCACCUUUAGCUUUCUUUAAUUUGAUGGUGCUCCUGUGCUGGAGCAGGCCCCAUAUUUUGAUUCUCCCUGCACCAGAGUAUCAAAAUGUGAAUUGUUAACUCUAGGCUCGGCUGGAUUGUGCAAGGGAGGCAGCAUGAAAGUUCAGUGUGGUCCAGCUUGUGGGGAAGCUAACAUUUCCCGGUUUAGUGCUCUGUGCGAACCCUGAGAAGCAGCUCAAGGGACACAGCAACCCACUGCAGGCCAGGCCUGGAGGCAGAGACAGACAGGGGGCUCUCCUGCUGUGGCCUGCCCCUGAGAUUUUAAAUAUUUGUAGGCUGGUGGGGUGGGGGGUGUUUCGAGCUUUGGACAGGGCCCCGGGAGAGCCGGAUUCUAGUCCCUGCUCGGCCAUGAAGCUCAGUGGGUGACUUUGGGCCGGUCUUUCCCCCUUAGGCUGAUCUUGCUCGCAGGGUGGUGGUUGUGAGGAUAAAAUGGAGCUUUGUAAGCAGCUUUGGGCUGCUUGCAGAUGGGCUCUGAGUGCAGUGUAAUAGAUCAAUAAUGCUGAUAGAAUCGCCGCCACCAUCACGGUGUAAAUCUCCUCCCCAGCUCCUUACAAAGAGAGGGAUGGCACAAAAGCUGGGGAAUGCCGAACUGCUGGGGGUCAAGCAGAAGGGGCGGGUCAGGGAAGGCCGCCUGGCCUCCUGGUUGGACGGGCUGGACUGGGACUCCUGCCGCAGAUCCUCGCAUUGGCCGCGUGGGCCCCCGCUUUCCCUCUCCGCCCAGUCAGCACCCAGGAAGCACACGGAGGGAGAGCACCUCUGGGCUCAGCCCACCCCCUUUUUCCACACUGGGAUGCUGGGGAUGGGCUCACACUGGUUUGUGCAGGUCCUGAGCUGUGUAGGAAGGAGCGAUGGUCUGCAAGACCCCUUGCGUUGCGCCCCUCUCUUCUAGGUCUGGGUGAUAGCUGACAAAGUCCAGGGGAGCCACAGCUUGAGCUGUGGGACGGUCUGUCAUCGGACGGGAGUCCAGCCGCUGGAGCCCAAGGGAAUCUCCUGGGACUAUGGCAUUGGG
Messenger RNA from Varanus komodoensis (Komodo dragon), 4585 nucleotides. RefSeq names its product tectonin beta-propeller repeat containing 1 (gene TECPR1). Gene Ontology annotation, cellular component: membrane. The record is from RefSeq and is a predicted model, not a curated record. The transcript is spliced from 24 exons. Bases 74 to 3547 code for a protein of 1157 amino acids. Lineage: Eukaryota; Metazoa; Chordata; Lepidosauria; Squamata; Varanidae.